Vicugna pacos (alpaca) is the source of this 1104-nucleotide messenger RNA. The record is from RefSeq and is a predicted model, not a curated record. NCBI's taxonomy places the organism in Eukaryota, Metazoa, Chordata, Mammalia, Artiodactyla, Camelidae.
AUGUUAUCUGCACUUGCUUGGUGUUCUAUAAAAGUUAUGCACUCUGAAUUCUUUUUUGAUCUUAAUGCUACAGAAAAGGAAGCUAAUGAUCUUUAUCGUAGAACCCCAGAACAAGCAAAGCAACAAGAAGCUGACAUAUCCGGACGUCUUACAGGACAAGUUUACCAAAUAUGGGACGAAUAUAUGUGGAUUACACCAGAGACUGGAAAAUUGACUAAUCCCGCAGAUAUUUGCUGGGAACAAAAGGAGCAACCUUGCGGGUAUAAUGAAAGAACUUUAACAAAAAAAGACUGGAAGUAUUUGGGAUAUACAUCUCAAAGACUUUGUAAAUGGACUAUAGAUGUUACAUUUAUACGUAAAAAACCUUUUAAAUGGCCUGGAUCAGAUUGGACAAAUCCUGGCUAUCGUUGGGUUGCACCCAACGGAACAAAAUGGAUCUGUGGGACUAAUGUAUGGCCAUGGCUGCCAUGGCUGCCUUGUGGAUGGGUAGGNCGGUGUACUUUAGGUUUUGUUAUAGCACCAGGAAGAAUUGUAAAAUCUGUACAGGGCAUUCCUGCUAACAUGCCCAAUUUGCACGCUCGUUGGACUAGAGCGGCUUUUAAAUGGUAUGAUUAUCUUGCUGCUAUUUUUCUUCCUUCAUUAGGAAAUGUUGAUGUUAUGACUAAAGUAAAUGCGUUGACAAAUUUUACACAAAAGGCAUUGACCGAUGUAAAACAUGCGGUGGAAGAGUUAAAUGCCGAACAAAAGCUUAUGAGGAAAGCAGUUUUACAAAAUAGAAUGGCUCUGGAUAUAAUUACUGCAGCACAAGUUGGAACCUGUGCUAUUAUUAAGGUAGAAUGUUGUGUGUUUAUACCAGAUGUAUCUGGCAAUGUGUCCCAAGCAGUAGAAGAUAUGCAAGAACAGAUAAGAAAUAUGGAUUCCCCUACUCCAUUCUUUCCAGCACAAUGGUUUGAUUGGUUUAAAAGUGAUUGGUGGAAACAUGCUUUAGUGAUUGUGAUAAUUAUUUUGAUCCUGAUUUGUAUGGCUCCUUGUAUACUCUCUUGUUUAUCAGAAUUUCUGACGCAACGUAUGCUUGCUUUUAGCCACAUUCAUCAGCAAAAUUAG